Messenger RNA from Tinamus guttatus (white-throated tinamou), 4509 nucleotides. The record is from RefSeq and is a predicted model, not a curated record. Lineage: Eukaryota; Metazoa; Chordata; Aves; Tinamiformes; Tinamidae.
GCUGAGCUGCACACAGGGACCUUGCCACAGAUCCAGAGCACAGCACUUCGAGGCGAGAAACUCCAUCGUGUUUUCCAUUAUGUCCUAGAUAACCUGGUCAAUGUGAUGAAUGGAUUCUGCCUGCCAGAGCCCUACUUCAGCAGCAAGGUGAAAGCCUGGGUUGAGCGACUCAUGAAGACACUGAGAGAUCCAUCUUUGCCUCUUCUGGAACUUCAGGAUAUCAUGACCAGUGUUUCUGGGCGAAUACCGCCCAACGUGGAGAAGUCCAUCAAGAAGGAGAUGGCCCAGUACGCCAGCAACAUCACAUCGGUCCUUUGCCAAUUUCCCAGCCAACAGAUUGCCAAUAUCCUGGAUAGCCACGCGGCCACCUUGAACCGCAAAUCGGAGCGAGAGGUCUUCUUCAUGAACACCCAGAGCAUCGUGCAGCUUGUGCAGAGGUACCGGAGUGGUAUUCGGGGCCACAUGAAAGCGGUGGUGAUGGAUCUGCUCCGCCAGUAUCUAAAAGUGGAGACUCAGUUUCAGCAUGGUCACUAUGACAAGUGUGUCUUUGCCCUUCGGGAGGAAAAUAAAAGCGACAUGAAUGCUGUUCUGAACUACAUCUUUUCACAUGCUCAGGUCACCAAGAAGAACCUGCUCGUUACAAUGCUCAUUGACCAGCUAUGUGGCCGUGACCCCACCUUGACAGACGAGCUCAUUAAUAUCCUGACAGAGCUGACGCAGCUCAGCAAGACGACCAACGCCAAGGUGGCCCUGCGAGCCCGGCAGGUUCUCAUUGCUUCCCACUUGCCAUCCUACGAGCUGCGUCACAACCAGGUGGAGUCCAUCUUCCUGUCGGCCAUUGACAUGUACGGGCACCAGUUCUGCAUCGAGAACCUGCAGAAACUCAUUUUGUCUGAGACAUCCAUCUUUGAUGUGCUACCCAACUUCUUUUACCACAGUAACCAGGUGGUAAGAAUGGCAGCUUUGGAGGUGUAUGUUCGAAGGGCAUACAUUGCCUACGAGCUGAACAGCGUUCAGCACCGGCAGCUCAAAGACAACACGUGCGUGGUGGAGUUCCAGUUCAUGCUCCCUACCUCCCAUCCAAACAGAGGGAACAUCCCCACGCUAAACAGAAUGUCCUUCUCUUCCAACCUCAAUCACUACGGGAUGGUGCACGUGGCCAGCGUGAGCGACGUGCUGCUGGACAACUCGUUCACGCCGCCGUGCCAGCGCAUGGGCGGGAUGGUCUCCUUCCGCACCUUCGAGGAGUUCGUCAGGAUCUUUGAUGAAGUGAUGAGCUGCUUCUGUGACUCUCCUCCACAGAGCCCAACCUUCCCUGAAGCUGGUCAUGCUUCCUUGUAUGAUGAGGACAAGGCCGCCCGCGAGGAGCCCAUCCACAUCCUCAACGUUGCCAUCAAGACGGACGGCGACGUCGACGACGACGGCCUGGCCGCCAUGUUCCGGGAGUUCACGCAGAGCAAGAAAUCGGUCCUGAUUGAACAUGGGAUUCGGCGGCUGACUUUUCUUGUAGCACAAAAGGACUUCAGGAAACAGGUCAACUGUGAGGUCGAUCAGAGAUUUCAUAGGGAAUUUCCAAAAUUUUUCACGUUCCGUGCCAGGGAUAAGUUCGAGGAAGAUAGGAUCUACCGUCACCUGGAGCCAGCUCUGGCUUUCCAGCUGGAAUUGAACCGGAUGCGGAACUUUGAUCUCACUGCCAUUCCGUGUGCCAAUCACAAAAUGCACCUCUACCUGGGAGCCGCCAAGGUCGAGGUGGGGACAGAAGUGACGGACUACAGGUUCUUCGUGAGGGCCAUCAUAAGGCACUCGGACCUGGUGACCAAGGAAGCCUCCUUUGAGUACCUGCAAAAUGAGGGAGAGCGAUUGCUUCUGGAAGCCAUGGAUGAAUUGGAGGUGGCUUUUAAUAACACCAACGUGCGCACCGACUGCAAUCACAUCUUCUUAAACUUUGUGCCUACUGUCAUCAUGGACCCGUCUAAGAUUGAAGAGUCCGUGCGGAGCAUGGUGAUGCGCUACGGCAGCCGCCUCUGGAAACUCCGUGUGCUCCAAGCUGAGCUGAAAAUCAAUAUCCGCCUGACGCCCACCGGGAAGGCCAUUCCCAUUCGCCUCUUCUUGACCAAUGAGUCCGGCUAUUAUUUGGACAUCAGUCUGUACAAAGAAGUGACAGACUCGAGGACAGCGCAGAUCAUGUUCCAAGCAUAUGGGGAUAAACAGGGACCUCUUCAUGGGAUGCUGAUCAACACCCCGUAUGUGACCAAAGACCUGCUUCAGUCCAAGAGAUUCCAGGCCCAAUCCUUAGGGACAUCGUACGUCUAUGACAUUCCCGAGAUGUUUCGGCAGUCUCUGAUUAAGCUCUGGAACUCCAUUAAUGAACAUCCAUUCCUGCCCACGCUGCCGCUGCCCUCCGACAUCCUGACGUAUACGGAGCUGGUGCUGGAUGACCAGGGCCAGCUGGUGCACAUGAACAGGCUCCCGGGAGGCAAUGAGAUUGGCAUGGUGGCCUGGAAAAUGACUCUCAAAACGCCCGAGUAUCCAGAUGGCCGAGAUAUCAUUGUCAUUGGCAACGACAUUACCUACCGAAUAGGUUCUUUCGGGCCUCAGGAGGACGUGCUGUUCCUGAGGGCUUCGGAGCUCGCUCGCACGCACGGUAUUCCCCGCAUCUACGUGGCCGCCAACAGCGGAGCCAGGAUCGGUUUGGCUGAGGAGAUUCGGCACAUGUUCCACGUGGCCUGGGAAGACCCGGAUGACCCGUACAAAGGAUACAAAUAUUUGUACCUGACUCCUCAAGACUAUAAGAAAGUCAGUGCCUUGAACUCAGUCCACUGUGAGCACGUGGAGGACAAUGGAGAGUCCAGGUACAAGAUAACAGAUAUUAUCGGGAAGGAAGACGGACUUGGAAUUGAGAACCUCAGAGGAUCUGGCAUGAUUGCUGGAGAAUCGUCUUUAGCCUAUGAGAGUAUUAUCACCAUCAAUCUGGUAACAUGUCGGGCUAUUGGGAUCGGGGCCUACCUUGUUCGGCUCGGGCAGAGGACCAUCCAGGUUGAGAACUCGCACAUAAUCCUGACCGGCUGCGGAGCCCUCAACAAAGUGCUUGGACGGGAGGUUUAUACUUCCAACAACCAGCUGGGCGGCAUCCAGAUAAUGCACAACAACGGCGUGACGCACGGCACCGUGUGUGACGAUUUUGAAGGAGUCUACACCAUUCUGCAGUGGCUCUCCUACAUGCCAAAGAGUGUGUACAGCCCUGUUCCUAUCCUCAAAGUCAAGGAUCCAAUAGACAGAGCCAUAGAGUUUGUUCCUACAAAGACUCCCUAUGAUCCCCGCUGGAUGCUGGCUGGACGCCCAAGCCCAAGUCAGAAAGGCCAGUGGUUGAGUGGUUUCUUUGACAACGGCUCGUUCCUCGAGAUCAUGCAGCCCUGGGCCCAGACAGUUGUGGUUGGUAGAGCCAGGCUGGGAGGAAUACCUGUAGGAGUAGUUGCCGUAGAAACCAGAACAGUGGAGCUGACUAUCCCUGCUGAUCCUGCAAACCUGGACUCCGAGGCCAAGAUAAUCCAGCAGGCUGGCCAGGUGUGGUUCCCCGACUCUGCCUUCAAGACGGCCCAGGCCAUCAACGACUUCAACAGAGAGGGGCUGCAGCUCCUGGAUUGGAGAGGCUUCUCCGGUGGCAUGAAAGACAUGUACGACCAAGUGCUGAAGUUCGGCGCCUACAUCGUGGACGGCCUGCGGGAGUAUCGGCAGCCCGUGCUCAUCUACAUCCCGCCGCAGGCGGAGCUCAGAGGAGGCUCCUGGGCUGUGAUCGACCCCACCAUUAAUCCCCGUCACAUGGAGAUGUACGCGGACCGGGAGAGCAGAGGAGGAAUCCUGGAACCGGAGGGGACAGUAGAAAUCAAAUUCCGCAGGAAAGAUCUGGUGAAGACGAUGCGGCGGGUGGACCCCAUCUACAUGCGCCUGGCGGAGCGGCUGGGUACGCCAGAGCUGAGCGCCGCUGAUCGGAAAGAGCUGGAGACGAAGCUGAAGGAACGGGAGGAAUUCCUCGUUCCCAUUUACCACCAGGUAGCCAUGCAGUUUGCCGACCUGCACGACACGCCGGGCCGGAUGCAGGAGAAAGGGGCCAUCACCGACAUUCUAGACUGGAAAACUUCCCGCACGUUCUUCUACUGGAGAUUAAGACGCCUUCUGCUAGAAGACGUGGUCAAGAAGAAGAUCCAUGAUGCCAAUCCUGAGCUGACUGAUGGGCAGAUCCAGGCUAUGCUGAGGCGCUGGUUUGUGGAAGUUGAAGGGACCGUGAAGGUAAAUGAAAAAGCAGCUUCUCCAGAGCAGUUCUAUUUCCUGGGCUUAAGCUCAAUGACGUCCUCCCAAGAGGACGCUGAGGCCUAUCUGUGGGACAGCAACAAGGACCUCGUGGAGUGGCUGGAGAAGCAGCUGGCGGAGGAGGAAGGCGUCCGCUCCGUGGUGGAGGAGAACAUCAAGUACAUCUCGAGGGACUACAUCCUGAAGCAGAUCCGCAGGUGA